This is a messenger RNA of Alternaria burnsii, 4902 nucleotides long. RefSeq lists its product as uncharacterized. The record is from RefSeq and is a predicted model, not a curated record. The coding region runs from base 1 to 4902 and encodes 1633 amino acids. The transcript has a single exon. Lineage: Eukaryota; Fungi; Ascomycota; Dothideomycetes; Pleosporales; Pleosporaceae.
AUGACCGCCAACCUCGACACGCGUCGCAUUCGAUCUGCCACACCCGCUGAGCUCCGGGAUUACUACAAUCAGAUACUGAAAGAUGCACCUAUUGGAGAAGUCACAACGCAGCUUCUUCAAGUUGUCGAGAGUGGCUCAAUACCCCCAAUAACCUUCGCGCCAUGGCUCGGCGUAGCAAAAUCGCCUUCCGUUAUCCGCGAAGCACUUACGCAAGAUGUCUCGGUACUGAUUCGCAAGUUUGCAAUCAAGCAACUUCGUAAAUCGCUUUGUUCUUCGCGAUGGAAAGAGACGUGGGAGGGGAUCGGAGGUACUGCGGGGGUGCUUGACAUCUUUGCGGGCCUCUCGGUGCUCGAGGUUAGAUCAGCUUGUACAGCAAUUGGCAGUUGCGGCAAAGGUACGGAUCUGGAUGAGAAAAGAGAGCUUUUCACGCAGUUAUACAAGGCACUGCACCCUGAUCGAUUCCCGGAUUCGCCACAUAAGACAAAAGACAAGCGCGCACUCGGACGAUUCUAUGCGUCCCUCAUUCCCGCAUGCUCGGCAGACCUGGUGGCGGAGGCUAUUAUGAGCGGCUUUAAAGGAACAUGGAAAAAUACGCGGGGCAAAUAUGUCAUAAAAUACUAUCCGGAGUAUAUGCAGAAAGAGAUCCUCCAGUCACUCGGUGCAGAGGAGUCAUCUCCCGUUGACAUCUCGACCUUUCGAGGUCUAUUGCAUCACUAUCCACCGGUAAAGUCGACUACAACAGGGUUCUCUGAAUCUAUGGAAUUCUCUUUGAUGGUUCUUGAAACCCUGAGCAAUUCACCGCGUCGCGUAGUAGAGGAUAGAGUUUUCGUCGACCAACUCGUCAAUCCUCUCUUGAAACGCGCUAUCAAGAACCGUACAGACUGGAGCAUUACACAACGAAUCGUCAACCUUACAAUGCAUUAUUUAGAUAUGCAUCCAAUCAAGGGAGGCCAGCGAUCUGGCCUCCAGGUCGACUUCCUCCAGCAAGUUGCCUUUUGUUGGUCACAGCAACCAAGUCUGUUCGAACAGCAACUACGAAGGAUCUGCUCUCAUCCAGUAUUUGGCACAGUCAGCAAGACUGCAAUUGGAGACUGGGAUAACGUCCUCACCGGAAUCCAAGCAAAACAAAGCUACCCACUCUUGAGACUCUGCUACCAAGCGUCUACGUCGCUUGAUCUGGACAGCGACGAAGACCUUGCAAAGACAAAGGGCUCAAUUCAUCCCGAAUUCUUUUCUAAUAUGUCCCCGGAAGAUUCUCUUCUACUAUUCACUCGUUUGCGAAGAGUCAGAGGAGACACAGAUCUGAUCUACUUGGGUUAUGGUGGUGGCUCCAUCUUCAGCUUAGCGUCUACCUUUGACGGUUCUAGCGGUGACCCAAAUAUUAUCCAUAUCUGGCUACUGAACUUAAACAACAAGGAAGAAGAGGCCAAGACUAUGGCCAAGGAAUACAUCGAUAUGCGCAAGAAAAAGGCCGCCACUGCGUCUCAACCUGACCAGCGCGCUUUCUUCGCCAAGUCAGCGAUUUUCGCGACCAUAGCCUGUGGAUCACUUUGGAUGCUGCAACAUACGAUGAAGUGGACCAACCGUUUCUUGGGCGAUCCGACUGUGAUUCGUGAAAUCAACCUACAAGCGUCUACUAAUGAAGGAGUACGUUUGCUUUCAGGCGUUCCUGAAUUGAUCAACAAACGUUUGAGCCUGACAGAGCUGCAACAGCGGGUAUACGCAGCAAACUCGAUUCUACAAGACAUGUUUGAUACAGCCUGCGAAGCCCUCAGGCAGCCAUCGUUUCAAGCGUACAAUUGGUAUGGCGUUUUUGAGUUAUUCUAUCAGGUCAUCAAAUUGCGAAUCGAUCUCACACCGAUGGUCAAGAAGCAGCUCGACGCUUCUGACGAGGAUGUACUGACAAAUCUUUGGGCUGAUACGAUCUCGAUGGUCAUUGCGGUUGAGGAAAAGGCGCAGAAAGAUGGUUACGAAAGACUUCAGGCGAAUCUCUUCCGCGGCAUCAUUGCCUAUAAUAAGCCCUUCACGUAUGAGCUGGAGAGUUGUGAUGUAUCAACAUAUGCAUUCCUUGAUUCCCUCGCUCGUGCGAGAGACGAACUCUGGUGUAGAUUGCGCCCAUUGACGUACCCUGCUACAGUCACACUUCCUCAUCCUUUCCCUCGAGGACUUCCGCUCCAAUACCUUACCGCACCAUGGACUUUGAACGUGGAGGAUCUUAGUAGCGUUGCUCCUUAUAUCGCAUCACGCACUCGACGCACCGUGUUUCCUGACUCGGAGGCUGCUCUCCAACCAGUACCAACGGACAAAGAUUCUCAACAGGCCAUUGGGAUGUUCGUGGACAGCUAUCAACAUGCUCUGCAACUUUACAUACCCAAGGAUCGUGACAGAGUCGAGACACAAACCCGUGUUAAGAGAGCAUGGGAGUAUGCAACCGGUCCUUUGAGUUCCAAGAGAAUGGCAGAGGAUGAAGCAAUACGCUUCUGGAAGGACAAGAAACCACGACUUAUGAGUGAGUGGCCGCCUCAGGGUGCAAUGAGCACUGUCGAGAAGCCUUGGCCAUUGAUACCCGACGACGAUGGUUCCGGUGAGCCGUGCGAGUGGAAUCCCUUUUCGUCGAGACCGGAUUUCCCCAAGAGAGAGCUUGAUGAGCUCGCCUACGUCGAUUUUUCAGUAGGCAUAUCUGAAAACUCGACCUCAAGACCACCUGUAAAUCUCCCCGUCAUUUCAUCGGCUGAAGUCCCUGCCUACAAAGAUGAUCCUCGACACAUCUGGAGUGACACACGCGGUAUGGGUGAAGGCGGCGUCUUGUCGGCUUUGUUGUAUCUUGAUACGAAAUAUGUCGGUGAUAAUCGUCUACUAGCUACGCCAUUCCCCUCUACAACAGACGUACGAUAUCCUUCCCUGUUUUUGGACGACGACUUCCUCAAUGCGGACGAGCCCAAUCAAUACACAGCUGCUAGGGCGAUAAGAGGCCAUCUCGACACAAUACCACCUCUAUUGUUGGCGCAAUCCUCGCAUAACCUUGAUAAGGCACUCAACAAGUUUGAUGCAGAUUCGGAAAAAGAAAUCAACGCGAACCCUCACGAGGUUUCGAUGGAGCUCAUUACACGAUUGGGUGAAAGCGAUAGGCCCGGUUUGGCCAUGCAGUCAGUCAUUCGAACAAUUCUAGAUAGACCAGAGUCGAGCUCGUGGCAUCGGAAACUUCUCAAACCUAGUCUUCUCCGACGGCUUCCAGCAGCGCAGGCGGAAUACCUCAUCGAAGCGUUCACCGAUGAGCUCAUUCAUAUGCUUCGAACAAAGGAUAAGAACAAGAAGAGUUCAGACCACCAAAAGGUUGCAUCAAGUGACAAGUUUCAUGUCAAAGUUACUACGCGCAAGAUGCUAGCUCAACUUCUCCAAGACUUGGACCUUGUUGGGACGGAUUAUGCUCUUUCGAUAUUGCGAAAGCUCUCCAAUGUGGAUGCACAUGUCGACGUCCGGCUCAACGUAAUCAAAAGUCUUCUAGCCUUGCUCGAAUCUGGCUCUCAAGAGCAAUCUCGUGAAGUGUUUACCAUCCUGGAAUCAUUCAUACCGCUAGCUGGAGCCUUGGAUGAAAGAGAGGCACUAAAUGAAGCGCGCUGGGUAAAAUGCGAGGAGACUCUGUCACUUCCCGAGCUCCAAGCAGGCAUCAUGGGAACUUCGAGUUCAGAUUCGCCAAUCCUGGUCGCUUUGGUCACUUAUCUUCGUAGUGGGAAGAUCCCGACGACCGAGAUUCAGCCUUUCGUUGAUCGUAUCAUGAUGCCAAUACUGCAAACCCUCAGAGAUCAGACAGCGAGAUGGGUGGCAUUGUUCCUUCGGAAACACGGGUUCGAAGAUAUAUUGCUUGGAGACUUUAACAUCCCAUCCAUUCCACGAGACCCAUCGGUGAAUAGGACUUUACUUUCCAUGGGGACGGAAAGACUGGGUCAUAUUCCGCGUACUAUACUGGAAGAAUAUGUCACGUAUAUGUCUUUCAGGGCCGCAAUUCCAGCGCCCUUGCAAGCAAUGAACGAACGGCUCGUUGCAGACCCAGCACUGCGCUCGCUGCCCGAAGUCGAAGCAUGGAUGCGACUGUAUGGAAAAUCGCUCGAUGUUCAAAGCGAAGGUACGGAUAUUGUUGGGCUUUUGGAUUAUGUUAUGGAAGAUUCCGAAGACCCUGCCAUUACGCCAAAAUCCAUUCAAGAGCAAUUUCUCAAACUGUUCACUGCAUUACUUUGGAACGAUACGCCAGCUUACACCAAACUCACAAGGCUGUGUGAUAGACUUAUGCUUGGCGGCUAUCUCGGAAGGACGUGGUGGAAGCCAUACGGAAAGCCAAUCUUGGAGGCGAUGGUGUCCUACAUAGACACUUUGCGCACGAGAGAGUGGGGACGCGAUCCUGCCCGGAACCCAUCAGUAUUACCCGACACCUUUUCUUGGCGUCUUCGCCUGCUUGAUUACCCAUGGCCGUCUCUCGAUGAGGAGAAAGCAUCCCGCGAGGAGAGAUGCAAGGUCUUUGCGAGCCAGCUGGUCGCCAUCGCUGAUGAGUUGAGUAGCCUGUCAAUCUAUCACAAGCAACUCGAUCAGCUGUCUACCUACAUCGCUACUGAUGCUUCUACGGGUAGCCAAAGAGCAGAGAUAAGCAAUAACCGCGUCUUGACCGCAGCUUAUGUAGGCGACAUCAGUAACACAAGACUGAGCUGGUUGACAGCACCGGAGUUGCUGAGGGUCGAGAUUGCAGCAAUGCUGGUAACGCGGGUGGGCAACCAAUUGUGGGAAGCAAACACUACCGUAGAUAAGGACAUUCGGGGCCGAUUAAAGGCGGUAGUGGAGACAUGGAAGGCAUGUGAGAACGAGGGCGUUAGGAGAAAGGGAUGGGAGAUUGAAGAAAAUUACCUCAAGUAA